ACUAAUUUUGAACCAUGACCUGCACUGCACAUAAAUAACUAAUAUUGUCAUUAUAUUCAUGAUGUUAUUCAGAGGGGCACUGGCUCUCACAGUGAGUCUGGUUUCUCUCAAGGUUAUUUUUCUCCAUUAAUCAACAUCUUCUGGAGUUUUGUGUUCCUUGCCACAGUCGCCUUCAGCUUGCACACUGGGGUUAUAAAUACAGUUAUUAUUUAAUUAUAAUGACUUGACUUGCCUGCCCUCCGAAGUCACAUUAUGUCCAUGUGAAUAACCUUUAGAAAUAUGAUUCCAGUUUUUAGGUUGUUAUUUGAUACCUUGGAAAUACUCUUCCAUUAUGUAUUUGUGCCAUUUAAAAAAAAUCUUCUUAAUGUCUUGCAGGAUGUCUCGUCUUUUCUCUCUGAUCUUUCUGCUUGUGAUACACAUUCUUGUCUAUAGCAGGAAUGUGUUGUAAUCGCAGCUUGUAGUUUUACACACACACACACACACACACACACACACACACACACACACACACACACACACACACACACACACACACACACACAAUCUGUUUUCUGUUUCUCAGGAAUUUGUUACCAACCUUGGAAAGUGGAGUAUUCAAAUCUGAACAAAUGUGCUCUCAAGGGAUCAACAACAUUUCUAUCUGGCAGUUAUACAUAUCCAAAUACUCUCACUGUGACAGAAACAUUUUGGACUAUAAAUCCAGAGAAAAGCAUUGAACAAACCAAUCUGUUUGAUGAUCCACAUAACAACAGCAGGAUUGAGUAAAUACUGGGUAAAACCAAACCUUUAGUCUCAAACUGAGUAAUGUAGCAGAUGAGGAUGAAGGCAUGUACUGCUUCAGAAUCCUGACAAACGUUGAACAUCAAAGAUAUCUGGGUAUGCCUGGGAUCAAGCUCAAAGUGACAGAGCUCAGAGUGGAGAUUCCUCAAGAGGUCAUAGAGGGAAAUUCAGCAGUUUUGUUUUGUAAGACCACCUGCAGCUUCACAGACAGGACCAAAUAUACCUGGUUCAGAAACAGAAAGUUUUUCUCAGAAUCAUUCAGGACAAAUGAACUCUUGCUGCAGUCAGUCAGCAGUGAUGAUACAGGAAAAUACAGCUGUGCAGUGACACAUGAACAACAUCUCCAAUCUCCUACUGUCACUCUCACUGUCAGAUAUCCCCCAAAGAAAACCUCAGUGUCCAUCAGUGGAUCUGGUGAAAUAAUUUUGGGUAAUUCAGUGACUCUGACCUGCAGCUGUGAUUCAAACCCACCUGCUUGGAUUUACACCUGGUUUCAGGAGAAUGAAACAUCAGCUAUUGGAUCUGGACAGAGUUUCAGCAUCUCCAGCUUUAAUUCCAGUCACAGUGGACAGUUUUACUGUUUAGCUCAGAAUAAAAAUGGAUCUCAGAGAUCAGCUGCUGUAUUUGUCACAGUUACAGGUAAAAACAAUGGUUGAAAGUCAAUGGCUGGGUUUCCCGAUAACAUUGUGACUUAAGCUUUUACGAUCAUCUUAACUAACGUCGCUUGUUAUUUUAUGAUGGAGUAACACCUGUUUCACAAACCAGCACGUAGAUCGCUCGUUAUAUAGUAGAACUUAAGUGCUUCGUUACGGGAGUCGUCCAGUCCAAAGGUGCUGAUCACUUUGGCCAGUAUGUCCAGGUGUUUGUCUUCUCAAAAUGAAAAUAAGGUGGAAAUACUGACAAACAUGAAAGUUGUUUGUAAGCCGAAAUGUAUUAACUAACUAUUACAGAAUUUAAUUAAAGAAAUAAUGAUGGCGUUUCAGAUGUAUUGAUGCUCAAUCAUAGAGGUUAAUGAAAGUGACGCAAUAAAUGCAUGUAACGUGAAUGUACGCAAUGUGAAUCUUAAGGGGCUGUCACGUAGCCUAAAGUUUUUUUUUUGCUGGAAACUGAACAAAUGCACAGAGAACAGGAUUAAAAUGAUGGGCAUCAGUAUUGAACUACUCACAGACCUGUCUAAAUAUUAAUAUAUCAUCUGGUUAGAGUUCAAUGUGUACUUGUCGCCUUACUGCCACUAUGCAUUAUGCAAAUUGUUACUGCCUCGUAAAAAGACUAUAGGCGAGCUGAUUUGAACCAGCCAUCGGAGGAAGGAAGAAGAGGAGGAGGAAGAGAGAGAGAGAGAAUCUCUCAUUGCACACUCUCACUCUAAUCUCCUCUGUUAACCAUAUUUAAAUGAUUUAUUAAGGCAUAUUUAUUUAAGUUUCAUACUGCGUAGUCACAUUACUCAUAUGUCUUCUUAAAUAAUCUGUUUAAUAAGAACAUAUCGUAUUUCUUUUGCCAUUACAUUAUGCUUAUCAAAGAAGGCUAAUAUAAUGUUAUACUGUAUUACGUGUCAUGUAAAUUUAGACCUAUCACUGCGGAGACUGCCUAUUGAUUUUCACAGAAGUGAGGCUCAGAAACAGAAAGUGACAGGACACCUAGAAAGGGGAAAACCACAACAAACUGGCACAAGACAGAGCGCACAGGGAGAUUAAAAAGAGAGCAAAUGAGGAGGGUAAUGAGGGAGACCAGGCGAGACAAAUAAACUAAUAAUCAGGCAAACAAGGGGACGAGGUUUGCACUCUAUAAAGAAUAGCCAGGAGAGCACAUGGCAAGAGAACCAAAACAAAAGUCAUGUGGUCAACACAAACACAAGAGGCAAGACAUGGUCAGGAUUCUGACACAAAGAACUAUAAACAAAGCUGACUGUUGUGACAGGAUCCUGACAUUAGUACUUAUAAAAUGAAAACAAGUACAGGUAUGACAGAUAAAGAUUUUUUCAGCAUGAUGCCACGCACAAAUAUCCCUACUAAUUUUAUAUUGGCACAAAACACCAAUAUAAAUUACAGUACACAUCCACGUCAAAAAGCAUUAGUGACAGUGAAAGCUUAUUUUAAUCUAAUACAAACAAGUACACUGAUGAGCCAAAAUAUUAUGACCACCUGCCUAAUAUGCUGUUGGUCCCCCUCGUACCACCAAAACAGCUCUGACCCAUUGAGGCAUGGACUCUACAAGACCCCUGAAGGUGUCCUGUGGUAUCUGACACCAAGACAUUAGCAGCAGAUCCUUCAAGUCCUGUAAGUUGCGAGGUGGAGCCGUCAUGGAUCAGACUUGUUGGUCCAGCACAUCCCACAGAUGCUCAAUCGGAUUGAGAUCUGGGGUAUUUGUAGGCCAGGGCAACACCUUGAACUCUUCAACAUGUUCCUCAAACCAUUCCCGAACAAUGUGCGCAGUGUGGCAGGGCGCAUUAUCCUGCUGAAGGAGGCCAAUGCCAUUAGGGAAUACCAUUGCCACGAAGGAGUGUAACAAUGUUUAGGUAGGUGGCACGUGUCAAACUGACGUCCACAUGAAUGGCCAGAUCCAGAGUUUCCCAGUAGAACAUUGCCCAGAGCAUCACACUCCCUCCACCGGCUUGUUGUCUUCCCACAGUGCAUCCUGGUGCCCUUACUUUCUCAGGUAAACGGCACACAUAUACACAGCAAUCCACGUGAUGUAAAAAAAAAAAAAAAAACGGGACUCAUCGGACCAGGCGACCCUCUUCCAAUGCUCCAAGGUCCAGUUCCGACGCUCGCGUGCCCAUUGUAGGUGCUUUCGAUGAUGGACAGGGGUCAUCAUGGGCACUCUGACCGGUCUGCUGCUACGCAGCCCCAUACGCAGCAGGAUGCGAUGCACUGUGUGUUGUGUCAAAUUCCUCCCAUAAUCAUCAUUAAAAUAUUCUGUAACUUGUGCCACAGUAGACCUUCUGUCGGUUCGGACCAGAUGGGAAAGCUUCGUUGCCCUUGCGCAUCGAUGAGCCUUGGGCACCCAACACCCUGUCACCGGUUUGUGGUUUGUCCCUCCUCGGACCACUGUCAGUAGGUACUCACCACUGCUGACCGGGAGCACCCCACAAGCCUUGCGGUUUCAGAGAUGCUCUAACCCAGUCGUCAAUUCGGCCCUUGUCAAAGACACUCAGGUCUUUCUUUACUCCUGCCCAUUUCUCCCGCAUUCAACAUGUUGACUACGAGAACUGAUUGUUCACUUACCAUCUAAUCUACCCAGACUUUAACUUGUGGCCUUGUUAGGAGAUGAUCAACAUUAUUCGCUUCACCUGUGAGUGGUCAUAAUGUUUUGGCUCAUCAGUGUACAUCAAUAACACCUCAAAUCAAUGGCAUACAAUGCCCCAAAUGUAGAGAUGCCACUGGCUGUAAAACAAAAUGCUUACCACAUACCUUAUGUUACUCAUACAUCCAAAACGUCCAUUAUAAAAACCGAUAGGAAAUUCCAAAAUAGAACCCAUGGCAAAUUAGCCUUCCGGUGGCUGAACAGUUUUAUAGACUAGACAAGUGUUGCUCAAAGAUGAGUCACAUUUGCACACAAUGUCAGAAUAUGCUAAAACAUAACUGAUGUCUUUUAACCUUACCUAAUGCUUCACUUCAUCUUCCACACUUCCAUUUACAGUACAUACCUUGAGAUGAACUACUGUGUGCUCAGUAUACUCCUAAACACCUUUUGUAAUUGAGAGAAGUUUCAGACCAGUCGUCUUCUCAGUCUUGAGUCUGAAGUCUUUUGCCUUUACAGAGUAGAAGCAGAACAAAGGCAAGAUAAAGCUAAUCACAUUCUCUCAGGUUUAGAUUUAAGAAAUUUACAGGCAAAGAAGUUACCAGUUUAUGGACGAUAUCUAAAGUGAUUUUUCGAGACUUUCAAAAAUCUUACACUGGAAAUCU
Myxocyprinus asiaticus (Chinese sucker) is the source of this 4682-nucleotide messenger RNA. Its product is annotated as B-cell receptor CD22-like. The coding region runs from base 828 to 1436 and encodes 202 amino acids. Lineage: Eukaryota; Metazoa; Chordata; Actinopteri; Cypriniformes; Catostomidae. The record is from RefSeq and is a predicted model, not a curated record. The transcript has 3 exons.